This is a messenger RNA of Necator americanus (New World hookworm), 1413 nucleotides long. RefSeq lists its product as uncharacterized. Gene Ontology annotation, molecular function: phosphatidylinositol binding. The record is from RefSeq and is a predicted model, not a curated record. Gene Ontology annotation, cellular component: endosome; endosome membrane. NCBI's taxonomy places the organism in Eukaryota, Metazoa, Nematoda, Chromadorea, Rhabditida, Ancylostomatidae. The transcript has 12 exons. Gene Ontology annotation, biological process: early endosome to Golgi transport. Bases 1 to 1413 code for a protein of 470 amino acids.
AUGUUACCUGAAGAUGGUUCUCUGAGGAGCUCUGCCGAGGUGGAGCAUUCCAUAGCUAAUUCACAACCAACAAGUAAUUCGGAUGGAAAUGCGCCCUCUUUACUUGAUGAAGAUGAUGGCGACGAAAUAAAUCUUAAUACGGACUCGCGUUCGAAACUUAGAUUGGAUUCAUCUCUCGAUCCGUCAGCUGGUCCGGAGACUUCAUGCGUCCUUGAUCGACCUAUACCUCCACCAAGGGAUGACGCUGCAUCAAAUUCUGACUUCAUUUUGGAAGUACGAAUUUGUGAUUUUGAAAAGAGGGGAGAUGGAAUGAAUGCCUACAUCGUAUACAAGCUUGUUACAAAGUGCGAAGGUGUGCCGGGAAUCUCAGACAGAACCUAUGAAGUCUGGAGGCGUUUCUCAGACUUCCUAGGUCUUCACGAUAAGCUUUUUGAGAAGUACAUCUCAAAGGGUAUCAUCGUUCCUGCAGCACCGGAAAAAAGUAUUGCUGCUAUGACAAAAACUAAGGCAACGUCAGAUCCUGCGACAUCUAGAGAUGUAGCGGUUCGCCGUGCGCGGCAACUUGAACGUUUCUUGAAGCGUGUUGUGCAACAUCCACGACUUCGCAUCGACUGUGACGUUCGUGAUUUUCUCACCAUUGAGACCGAACUUCCACGUGCAAGCCAGACGGCAGCUUUAUCAGGAGCUGGGAUGAAACGCAUGAUUAAGAGUGUAGGAGAGGUUUUUUCAAAAAUGGCCUUCCACAUGGAAGAGGGCGAUCGCUGGUUUGAGCAGACGCAAUCCCAUGUCGAGGAACUGGACGAAUCAUUGCGGAAACUUCUUCACCUAUCUGAAUCCCUCACUUCGACUCGUAAAGAGUUGGCUGGUGCGCAAGAAAGUAUGAGCAAGGGUCUGUCGAUGCUUGCUUCAUGUGAAGAGUCUACCGCUUUGGCACGUGCGCUAUCUCACUUGACAGAAACAGAGGAGAACACCGCUACUUUGUGGGCUAAGCAGUCGGAAAUGGACUCCAUACGGUUUACGGAAUCUCUCAGCGAAUAUGUUGGCCUGGUUGGGUCACUGAAAGAGUUAUUUGCUGAACGUGUAAGAGUUUGGCAGAAUUGGCAAUCUGCACAACAAAGUCUCGCUCGAAAGCGCGAGCAGAAAGCUAGGUUAGAGUUGUCUGGCAAAAAUGACAGAGCCGCGGCACUAAGAGAUGAAAUGGAUGAAGCUGUUCGCCGUAUGGAUCAACUUGAAGCUGAAUUCGGUGAUCUCAGUAAACUCAUACGAGAAGAGAUUGGAAGAUUCGAAGUUCAGCGCCGGAACGAUAUGCGUCAAAUGUUCGUUGAGUACUUGGAAUCUCUAGUUCAGACUCACACUGAGAUGUUGGAAGUGUGGGAAAAGUUUGAACCAGAAACUCGUUCAAUUUUCGCGUGA